AUGGAUCAGGCCCAGAUCCCCUCGGCAGAGACCAAACCCCACGGGGUCAGGCCCCACAUCUGCUGUGCGCCCCCUCCCCGCGCCCCCACCUCGCUGGGCAGUCCCACCCUGGUGGUCAGAGCCAAGCCCCGACGGGGCAGCCCCCGGCCGGGCCAGCCCGCGGGCAGCGAGCCCUGCGCGGCGGAGCGGGGCCAGGACGACCCCCGGGACACCGCCGACCCCUGCCCGUCCGAGCCAGCCCCCGACAGCGGCUGGCUCAGCGCCGACGAGUCCUCGGGCUACGAGAGCGAGAGCGCGGGCGCGGAGCGCGGCGGGGCCCGCGGGCGGCAGCGGCGGGCGCGCACCGCCUUCAGCGCCGAGCAGGUCUGCCGCCUGGAGAAAACCUUCCAGCGACUCCGCUACCUGGGCGCCGCCGAGCGCAGGAAGCUGGCGGCUGCCCUGCAGCUCUCGGAGAUCCAGAUUAAGACCUGGUUUCAGAACCGGAGGAUGAAACUGAAGAGACAGAUCCAGGACCACCAGCACAGCCUCGUGUCCCCUGUUCCGGUCCACAGCUACGCCCCGGGGACCUCCCCAGCUGUGUUUCACAGUGGUCUCCCCUACCCCUUCGCUGCCCAGCACCAGAGACUCCUGCCCUUUACCCCGAUGCCCGCUGUGCAGUUCAGCUUCUCCUUUCCCAGAUACGAUGCAUCGCAAAGCACCUACCACUUUAUGGCAAAUGAACUGCCCUAUUACCAUCAACACCUUCUUCCUCAUCCUUCUUUCCAUCCAGUUAUUCAGAACAAAAUGGACAGGCAAUGCCACCCUUUAUAUGCAUUAUAG
This is a messenger RNA of Oenanthe melanoleuca, 819 nucleotides long. Its product is annotated as homeobox protein vent1-like. NCBI's taxonomy places the organism in Eukaryota, Metazoa, Chordata, Aves, Passeriformes, Muscicapidae. Gene Ontology annotation, biological process: regulation of DNA-templated transcription. The transcript has 3 exons. The record is from RefSeq and is a predicted model, not a curated record. The coding region runs from base 1 to 819 and encodes 272 amino acids. Gene Ontology annotation, molecular function: DNA-binding transcription factor activity, RNA polymerase II-specific; DNA binding.